AUGGACAAACUGGACCAUCUAUUGAUACGCAGUACGGCCCACCAUCGUCAAGAGGCAAUGGGCAAGGUCCACAAGGUUUUGGCUCUCAACAAGGUCCUGGUAACUUUCAAGGUGGUCCACCUGACUCACAAUACGGUCCUCCAGGACGUGGUAAUGGCCAAGGACCAAAUGGAAGGGGCCCAGGUGGACGAGGAGGCCCUGGUGGCUCUAACGGUGGCCGAGGCCGACCUCAAUCGUCAUACGGUCCACCCGGAGCACAGGGUGGAUCCAACGGUGGAGGGCCAGGCUUCGGUCAAAGACCCGACAGUUCCUAUGGUCCCCCGCCAACUGGAGAUUUCCAAUCUUCAGCCAAUGGUCAGUCAGGCAACCAGCGGCAAGGAUCUCAAAGUGGGCCCGACUCUAGCUAUUUGUCGCCUAGCGCUGGGUCUCAAGGUUCUGCCGGUGCUGGUGGGUUCAACGGCAACGGCGGUCAACCAUCAUCAUCAUAUGGUGUGCCCGGCUUUGGUGGCGGUCCUGGUGGUUCUGGAGGUCCUGGCGGAAGAGGCAAUGGUCGUGGAUCUAACUAUGAUGAUGGACAAUCUAAUUUAUGAGGUGGACGACGCUCAGACAGGUACUAAAUUUGGUCAUUCUGAGCAGCGUGAUGGCGACCUGGCCACUGGGGAGUAUAACGUAGUGCUGCCCGAUGGCAGGCGACAGGUUGUUGAGUACGAGGCCGGCCUGCAAGGAUACAUGCCUCAGAUCCGAUACGAGGGUUGGUUCUUUGUUUUGGAGGCGCAGGAGGGCAAGGCGGGGCUCAAGGUGGGGGUCAAGGCUACCCACAAGGUGGUCCCGGUGGCAAUUUCCCUGGUGGUGACAAUGGAUAUCCAAGUUCAGGGCAAGAUCAGUCAGGAAGUCUUGGGCGUUACCAAGAAGGCGGUUUUGGUCAGGGCGACUCAGGAAGCCAAGGAUUUAUGGGCUACCCUAGUGGGAGACCAGGUGGAAAUGGACGGAAUGGAAAUGGCCGAGGACCUAGCCAAGGAGGCCAAUCAGGUUCUCAGUUCCCAUCAGGUUCAAGGAAUGGAUAUCCCAGUGGUGGUCCUCAAGGUGGUCGUGGUUUCCCAGGUGGUGCUGCGGGAGGUAACGGCGGUUUCCCAGGUGGUGCUUCGGGAGGUAACGGUGGUUAUUCCAGUGGUGGUCCUUCGGGAGGUAACGCUGGUUAUCCCAGUGGUGGUCCAGGAGGAAAUAGUGGAGGAUUCCCUGGAGGUAAUGGAAACAACGGCAAUGGUUAUCCAAGUGGACCUCAAGGGGGCAGAGGUGGACCUGGUGGCCAGAACGGUGGUAGAGGACGUGGUGGAUCUCAAAAUGGUGGAAAUGGAGAAGAAGGCUACCCAAGCGGUGGACCGAGUGGACCACGAGGAUCUGGAUAUUAAAAAUGUAACAACGAUACUCUUUAACGAUAGAAAUAAAACGCUUCAGAGGUAG
Molecule: messenger RNA, 1461 nt
Organism: Spodoptera exigua (beet armyworm)
Lineage: Eukaryota; Metazoa; Arthropoda; Insecta; Lepidoptera; Noctuidae
Source: the annotation of a GenBank genome assembly